Molecule: messenger RNA, 2673 nt
Organism: Aptenodytes forsteri (emperor penguin)
Lineage: Eukaryota; Metazoa; Chordata; Aves; Sphenisciformes; Spheniscidae
Gene: PIWIL1
Product: piwi like RNA-mediated gene silencing 1
Exons: 20
Coding region: 1-2673 (890 amino acids)
Biological process (GO): regulatory ncRNA-mediated gene silencing
Cellular component (GO): P granule
Molecular function (GO): piRNA binding; protein binding
Source: RefSeq, a predicted model, not a curated record
AUGACGGGAAGAGCUAGAGCCAGAGCAAGAGGAAGACCUCCAGGACAGGAGACUGCUAUUCCUUCUGUAGGAGCUGCAUCUUAUGCUGUUUCUUCAGUCGCAGCAGGAAAAGUUGCUCCCAACUAUUGCAGGUUCAACAGACUUUGCCAAGUCAGCCACCCGGCCGUCGGCAACCUCAGCAGCCGCAUGUUCCUCCAUCAGUAUCAGAAGAACCUGGUGGCCGUGGACGACAGAGGGGCCCUCAGAGUGUUCAACAAGGCCAGAAUGGGAGAAGGCCAGAAGAUAGGAUUACAGAUUUCGGCAGGAUUUCAGGAACUGUCUUUAGCAGAUAGGGGUGGACGUCGUAGAGAUUUCCAUGACCUUGGGGUAAAUACUCGGCAAGCCAUAGAACAUGUUCAAGAAUCAAAAACUGGUUCUUCAGGUAUUAUGAUAAAAUUAACUACAAAUUACUUCCGUUUGACGUCUCGACCCCAGUGGGCUUUAUAUCAGUACCAUGUUGGCUAUAGUCCUGAGAUGGAAGCACGCCGGCUUCGAUCAGCUUUGCUCUUUCAGCAUGAACAGCUAAUUGGAAAGACACAUGCAUUUGAUGGAUCAAUAUUAUUCUUGCCAAAAAAACUAGGAAACAAGGUUACUGAAGUGUUCAGUAGGACUCGAAAUGGAGAGGAUGUGAAGAUAACAAUCACGUUGACUAAUGAGUUGCCACCUACUUCACCUACAUGUCUGCAAUUUUACAACAUCAUUUUUAGAAGGCUUUUGAAGAUGUUGAAUUUGCAGCAGAUUGGACGUAAUUAUUACAAUCCCAGUGACCCAAUCAGCAUCCCUAAUCACAGGUUGAUGGUUUGGCCGGGCUUCACAAGUUCUAUCCUCCAGUAUGAGGAAAGCAUUAUGUUAUGUACAGAUGUGAGCCAUAAGGUUCUUCGCAGUGAAACAGUGUUGGAUUUUAUGUACAGUCUGUAUUACCAGGUUGAAGAGCAAAGAUUUAGAGAUGCCUGUGCUAAAGAGCUGAUAGGUUUAAUUGUCCUUACAAAGUACAAUAACAGAACAUACAGAGUUGAUGACAUUGACUGGGAUGCCAAUCCACAGUGUACCUUUAGAAAAGCCGAUGGUUCUGAGAUCAGCUACGUGGACUACUACAAAAGGCAAUAUAAUCAAGAAAUUACUGACUUGAACCAGCCUGUCUUGAUCAGUCAGUCGAGGAGAAAGAGAGGAACCAUGAUGCCAGGACCUGUGGUUCUAAUUCCAGAGCUGUGCUUCCUAACAGGAUUAACUGAGAAGAUGCGUAAUGAUUUUAAUAUGAUGAAAGACUUGGCUGUUCAUACACGACUGCCACCUGAGCAAAGGCAACGUGAAAUUGGAAGACUUAUUGACUACAUCCGAAAAGAUGACAAUGUUCAGAAGGAACUCCGAGACUGGGGUUUAAGCUUUGAUUCUAAUUUAUUAUCCUUUACGGGAAGAGUUGUUCAAGGAGAAAAGAUCCUUCAAUCAGGAAAUUUUGAUUACAAUCCUCAGUUUGCUGAUUGGUCAAAGGAAACUAGGGGAGCUCCCUUAAUCUGUGCAAAGCCUCUGGACAACUGGUUAUUAAUAUACACACGGCGCAACUAUGAUAUUGCUAAUACGUUACUUCAAAAUCUGUUUAAAGUCACACCAUCUAUGGGAAUCAGAAUGAACAAGGCAACCAUGAUCGAAGUAGAUGAUAGAACAGAAGCUUAUUUAAGGGUUUUACAGCAGAGUAUUACCCCUGACACAAACAUAGCAGUUUGUGUUUUGUCUAGUUCCCGAAAGGAUAAGUAUGAUGCUAUCAAGAAAUACUUAUGUACCGAUUGUCCCAUUCCAAGUCAGUGUGUGAUUGCUCGCAGUUUAAGCAAGCCUCAGACUGCUAUGGCCAUAGCAACAAAAAUUGCCUUACAAAUGAACUGUAAAAUGGGUGGAGAGCUUUGGAGUGUUGAGAUCCCACUGAAACAGGUGAUGGUUGUGGGAAUUGAUUGUUACCAUGACACUUUAUCUGGAAAGCAGUCAAUUGCAGGAUUUGUCGCUAGCCUGAAUCAAACAAUGACACGGUGGUUCUCCCGCUGUGCUGUUCAAAGUCGUGGGCAAGAACUGGUGGAUGGGCUCAAAGCCUGCUUGCAAACUGCUCUAAGAGACUGGUUCAAGUGGAAUAAAUAUUUGCCCUCUCGUAUUAUUGUGUAUCGUGAUGGUGUAGGAGAUGGGCAGCUGAAUACUUUGGUUAAUUAUGAAGUGCCUCAAUUUUUGGAUUGCUUGAAGAGUGUUGGUAAAGACUACAAUCCAAGACUUACUGUGAUAGUUGUGAAGAAACGAGUGAAUACCAGAUUCUUCGCACAGUCUGGUGGAGCACUUAAAAACCCACCCCCUGGUACUGUUGUUGAUGUGGAGGUUACCAGGCCAGAAUGGUACGAUUUCUUUAUCGUGAGUCAGGCAGUGAGAAACGGUUGUGUUGCACCCACUCAUUAUAACGUGAUUUAUGACACUAGCAAACUGAAACCAGAUCACGUACAACGUUUAACCUACAAACUUUGCCACAUGUACUACAACUGGUCGGGUGUUAUCAGAGUACCUGCUCCUUGCCAGUAUGCUCAUAAACUGGCCUUCCUUGUUGGUCAGAGUGUUCACAGAGAACCAAACCUGUUGCUUUCAGACAGACUUUACUAUCUUUGA